AUGGGUUAUUGCAUCAACAAUUCCAGUGAAAAGAAAGACAAUGGGUCAGCAUGGCAUAUGGAAUAUGGGUGUGGUGAAGCUGGAAAGAUAUUUGAAGUCAACAAUGGCCAUGAAAAUGCAGGUGAAUUGUCACAAGCAUGGCUUUUUGAGAUACUGACUCAGGUCUCUGAGUUUGGUGCAAAAGUCCUUCCAACAAUAAGCUUAGUAUGGAAAGCAAAGGCAAUGGUGAAAAAUGUAAUCAAAUUAAUGGAAGAAGAACAGCUCAAAAUGGCACAGAACCAUGAUGAAAGAGAUGAAAGUGGUUUUAUGACUCUAGAAACUUUUCUAUUAACCAAUAUGGCGCCUCAAAUUGGAGUUGGAUUUAAUAGAAGUUAUUGGGCCCAUCUAGAAGAAUUUUGUAGAAGGCUUAUAUAUAUACUGGAACAGCUUAUUUACCAAAAAAGAUCAAAUACAGGAAAAUUUUAUGUUGAAGUUAUAGGAGAUCCACCAAAUAUUUCUGUGCCAACACAUUUUUAUAAAGAUGAUGAUGGUAAAAUUUAUGCAUUAGCAACAUUUGUUUUACCAAAUGAAAAUAUACCAUCAUCAAUAUUAAUAUCCAAUUUAUCAGUACCUUUGGAUACUUUGGAAAGAGCAACUGGAUUAAUAUUUUAUUAA
Messenger RNA from Entrophospora candida, 654 nucleotides. The record is from the annotation of a GenBank genome assembly. NCBI's taxonomy places the organism in Eukaryota, Fungi, Glomeromycota, Glomeromycetes, Entrophosporales, Entrophosporaceae.